AAACAGAAAUCUACCAGUUAUCGCACAGUGACAGUGUUCGCUUCUGUCUAAGAAAGGUCUCUAAGUGGAUAACUCAAAGACGAAGAGAAGCUUCUCUGGAACAAACUUAAUCCACUCGGAUUAUUUUUCUGCAUUUUUCUCUUACGGAUCAUACAACAAGCAAAACCUGCAAACAUGCCCGUGUCAAGGAUGAGGAUGAGGCCGUGGCUGGAGAGGAUGAUCGACUCUAACACCAUCUCUGGAUUGGCUUGGGUGGACAAGGAUAAGACCAUGUUCUCGAUUCCCUGGAAGCACGCAGCUCGGCACGGCUGGGAGAUGGACAAGGACGCGUGCCUGUUCAAGCAGUGGGCCAUCCACACAGGGAAAUACGUGGAGGGCCAGACCUCUGACCCCAAGACAUGGAAAGCCAACUUCCGCUGUGCGAUGAACUCACUGCCCGACAUCGAAGAGGUGAAAGACAGGAGCAUCAACAAGGGCCACCAAGCCAUGCGCGUCUUCAGGAUGCUGCCUGCCACCCCAAAAUCUAGAGAUAAACGAAGCAAAGCAAAGGAGGCAAAGCAAAGGAACAAGGGCCCAGUGGUAAAGAUGGAGGAAGACACAGACUCCAGUGAUACUCAGUCCACACUGUCAGAGGAGAUCCUGUCUACUCAGGAAAACAGAGUCGACAGCACGGUGCACACAGAUCAGCAAGAUUUCCCCUUGAUUGCUUAUUCCGAUGUUCCUGACUAUUCUUCGUCGGUGGAGAUUGAGAAUGACAACUUUUCAGCCUUCUGCCAGAGAUUUGAAGUUUCACCGGAUCACAGCCCUGAGUACGACGACAUUAUUGAGAUUUGCCAGCAACUGGAGAAAGAAACACACUGGCUGUCAAGCAGUUUAGACGGCACGGGGUUCCUGAGCAAUGAAGCAUGCACCAGUCCAGGGAGCCAGUGGAGUGACUCUUCCUCAGCCGACGAACUAGAUGAACUGCCACAGUACACAACUCUGGUCUCAGACUUCACAAGCCACACAGACAACCUCUGGAAACCCUUUUACCCUCCCAUGCUCUGAGCUCCUCAGGACAGGACAGGACAUUGCUUUGACACUUUGGACUUUAAAAAAGCUCUUCCUGGCCCAACAUCUUCUUCCAUUUUCUCAGCCGAAUCACCCACCAUCCCCUCCAACCUGUGUUAGACAUGGUCUACACUUUAAGCUAAAACAUCACCCCCAACCCCCAGCUCACGUGCUACGUGCUUAGUGCACCAGUUCGGUGAGCUUUCCCCAUCUCCCUCAACCUUUAUGUGAAGUUAUGAAGAGAAGAUAUGAAGUGUACUGCUGUUAACAGACUUGCUGUUCAUUAUCUAUGUUUUUGGCUGGUUCAAGGCAUUGUGGUGCUCAGUUUUUUGUGAUGUUGAGCUGUAAUAGGACAGAAAUCUGUUUUGCUCAGGCAUUUAGAUGACCAUACACAGCUAUGAGUACAUACAAGGUAGCCAAUACCCAACCUCAAAAUGCAAAUAGGCUCUCAUCCAGUGCACUUAACAUUUGUCAGAUAGUUAAUGUAUAGUGUCAAAUAAUCAUAACAUACCAUUUUUUUCCGUUAUGAAUUUAAGUGAAUUUUAGUUAAAGGGAUUACCUUCAAAUUUGUCAAAUUACUUUCUCAAACUCACAACCUGUUAACUUCUGGUGAAAGUUGUACUUCAUAAUCUGAAAGUGUGUAUUUGUUCAUGUAAUGGUUUAUUGUAAAUAGUUGUUAAUGUGUGUUUUUAUAAAAUAAAAAAUCUAUUUUAAAAUGUGAA
Molecule: messenger RNA, 1772 nt
Organism: Lates calcarifer (barramundi perch)
Lineage: Eukaryota; Metazoa; Chordata; Actinopteri; Centropomidae
Gene: irf1b
Product: interferon regulatory factor 1b
Exons: 10
Coding region: 175-1047 (290 amino acids)
Biological process (GO): regulation of transcription by RNA polymerase II; immune system process
Cellular component (GO): nucleus
Molecular function (GO): DNA-binding transcription factor activity, RNA polymerase II-specific; RNA polymerase II cis-regulatory region sequence-specific DNA binding
Source: RefSeq, a predicted model, not a curated record